AUGAGUCCCUUUUCACACCCCACUACGUUUUCGUCAUCCAAAGAAGUCUCUCGUAAAACGCCUGGUAUCCCAGAAGAUGAUCGGCUUAAAACGAAAACAGACAAAGUACAGAUUGGACUAUUCACAGCAGUAAUUUUUAUGGUUGUCAUUUUAUUCACAGUGACGGUUAUUAUGUAUGUAUCGCGUCGACACAUGCGCAUUAAUACUACGGAAAUAAAUGAAAACAGAAUGGAAAUGGAAGAAAUAGGUUACUCACACGUCCGAUUACUCACACGUCCGAUUACUCACACACCGACGAUUACUCGCACGUCUCAUAAUGAGCGGUCGCGCUGUUCUUAGCUUGUCAAUUUUAUUCAAUUUGAUACAGUCUCUGUAAAUGAAAGACACAGGCGGUACAGAGCAAGACGCAGGGAUCAGGAGGACGAAAGGAACAGAGAGCUCGCGAGUUUGUGGGAAUUUUACAGUGUUAUGUUGGACAGUUUUUUUACAGCUGUCGUUUUUUUACGAGAUGACGAGAAGGUACCGCGAACACCCUGAAGCGUAUCUGGAGGAUACGAUCAUGCUGGAGGAGAUUUUGUGGGUGCUAAAUCUUCAGUGAGGGAUCGAGCAAAAACAAACGGAUCUAUUAAGAGCCACCAAAUCUUUGAAAGAAUAUCAGCGAUUCGAGAUGAAAUUGUGUGUAAAUUUAUUAUUUUAUGUAGGUGGAUUAUUUGCAAGAGAAUGGCCAAAAACAGCCUGGUGCUAUGGCGCCUUUCGUACCGCCGUUUUACAAUAGCUAUUAUCCAGAUGUUCAGCAGAACUGAAACAUUUAUAAACAUUUAACGUAUAAUUAAAAACUUUGUAUUAUCAUAAGGUUUUAUGAAUAUAUAUUUGAAACGUUUUACACUGUUUGUUCAAUUACCUGUUGCAAUGGAGCCGAUACUAGGCGAGCUUUGGGAAAAUGAUUUUGACAUGAGCACACUAUCCCAUCAUGUCAAUUAUUUGUUUGAGCAUCACGGGGCGCUGUGUAAUGAGAUGCACAUUGUUUUUAACACACUUGGCGGUUCUCAUACUUUAUGCAUAGCUUUCAGAUUAUUCAUGUGACUACAGGAAAAUUACCGCUCCAUUAACGUUCGUAGUUUAAACUAAUAAUUAUUCACGUACAUGAAAGGAGGAGAUAUUACAGUCAACAUUUAAACAGUCUACAGAAAACAGGUCUGCGAAAUGCUUUUUGUUAUGUUUUGCGUUUUACUUUUCGUGCAUGGGAGCACCCCAAUCUGUCGGGAGAGCACCAUUUUUAAAUUGCUGGAUUGUUCUGACAUGCGAGUGCAAAGUAUUGAUCACUUGGUAAUCAGCAAGAGAGAAUGGGUUGUGGUGAUUGAUUUUAAACGUAACUUUUUAGUUAGUUUCAAUGUAACAGAGCUUUUGAAUGGACUUCAACGGUAUUGAGCGGAUUUUGACGGCUGAAAUCGACGGUAAUUGGACUUUUGCAUGAAAACGACCUCAAUAUUUUAGUUAACGAAAGCAAACACAAACGCAGUAAAAAGAAACUUGAUGUAACCCAACCUUUCGACAUUGGAUGUUUAUCAACAACCUGCGGCAUGGCAAACUACAGCCUUGUUGAAUACACAGACGAAAGUUCGUAUGAUGAACAAGUUACGUCCGGUAUCGCUGUUGCUAUGGAUACACCGUCCACGCCUAAAAAAUCUUCGCAUCUAGUGCACGUAACCAUAAGAUUGCUUCGUCCGUCCGUAUGCCUAUUGUGACUGCCGUAUCAUCAAAUGUGACGCUCAAUAUCUCAGCCACCGAGACUUAGCUGUUUCAUCCAGUUGUAUGAAGAAGAAUGGGGAAACAAGGUAACUAAUCCAGCAUUGCGGAAUCUUGCUUUCAAGAAGAACAAUGCACCAGAAUUCUUGCCACUAACGAGCGACCUUCUAAACCUCUGCGAGUAUUUUGUGAAGGAGAUUAAAGACCUUACGCCCAAAGUCGAAUCUGAUCGUGUGAAAGAAAAUUGGAGGCAGCUUGUGACAGUUACGUUGACAAGACUUAUAUUGUUCAACAAGCGUAGAGGUAUGUAUUUGUAUUGUCAUCAUUUAAUUUUAUUAUUCAUUCGUUAUUCUCUUGAAGGAAGUUCUAUUUGUCUAUCGUUUUUCGCAGUAUUCCUGCAACGUGAUCAUCCAUGUUCUGAAGUGAAGAAAAUAAGGCCGGUUCACAUUAGAUGCAAACAAAGUGCCUUUAGCAGGCAUAGGUCUGUAUGUUGUAUGUUAAAAAAUGAACAACAUAUACCGCAGGCAAAAAAGAGAAGGUCACGGAUAAAAUCACUUGUGGAACGCUAGGAGUUCCAAACGCGAAAAAAGAG
Messenger RNA from Paramuricea clavata, 2338 nucleotides. The record is from the annotation of a GenBank genome assembly. NCBI's taxonomy places the organism in Eukaryota, Metazoa, Cnidaria, Anthozoa, Malacalcyonacea, Plexauridae.